GGGAAGACUCAGUGAUUCAAGAUGGCGGAACACGUGCACCAGAACCUAGAAGGCAUGUUGCCUGAAUUAGAAGAAAUGGAAAGACUAGGGAUAUUUAACAGACAUGAAAUAAGAACAAUAAUAAAGAAAAGGACAGAGUUUGAAUACUGUUUGCAAAAGAGAGCACCUCAAAAACAAGAUUUUCUUCGAUAUAUUCAGUAUGAAAUUAACCUGGAUGUUGUUAGGAAGAAAAGAAAAAUGUCACAAGGCUUCAAGAGAACUUUGAAAGGAGAAUAUGAAAUGAGUAAACGCAUGCAUUUACUUUUUAAGAAUGCGCUUCAAAAAUUUAAGCAAGAUACAAAGUUAUGGCUCCAAUACAUCCAAUACUGUAAAAAAACUGGUAGUGUUAAACUCCUUGGUAAAGUGUUUGGUCGGCUUCUUCAGUACCAUCCACACAUUCCUAAUUUUUGGGUUAUGGCUGCCAAAUGGGAAUUUGAAGAAAACAAGGACAUCCCAGCUGCCAGGACAUUAUUACAAAGAGGAUUGAGGAUGAAUUCAUCGUCCCAGCUUCUAUGGCUUGAAUAUUUCAGAAUGGAACUUCUUCAUGUCGAAAAGGUAGCAAAAAGAAGAAGUGUUCUGGGACUUGCUCAGCUAAAAGAGGUUGAGGAAAAUCAAGUAACCAAUGCUUUUCUUGCUGGCAAAGCUGCAGAAAUUGUAUAUAAAAAAGCAAUAGAAGAAAUACCAGAUGACAUAGAGUUCAGAUUAUCCUUUCUUAAUAUUUAUCRUCUGUUUGAAAACACCAAACAAAGCCAGGACCAAGUGUUUGAAAGCCUUGAGAAAGACUUUGGCGACAGUGAAGAAUACUGGAAUGCUCUUGCAUGCAGGGCUGUGGAUGACUUAAAAGCAAGUUCUGAGAGUAAAUCACUGAAAGAGUCUCUAAUGCAUGAAGCAGAAGAAGAAAGAAACAGAAUAUUUGAAAAAGCAGUUCAACUAUUACCUACAGAAAAAAUGUGGGAUUAUUACAUUGAUGCUUGUGAAACGAACCUCAAAGAUGAUUCACAUUCUGAUCAAGACAGGAUGGCUAUUGAGAAUUGCCUGCGCAUUUGUGCAGAGGCCAACAGCAAGGAUCUUUUAUCAAAAUCAAAACUAAAAUUAUGGGUACGUCUGUUAGUAUUGACUGGAGACACUCGCACUGCUGUUGAUGUGCUAGAGAAGAAGCUCUCUUAUAAAACAACAGACUGUCAUGCAGAAUAUUUGAGACUGCUUAUCGCACUGGGAGAAUCAGAAGAUGUUCUCAGUGAAAAGUUCUGGGAUGCCUUGAAAUCCACGGAAGGAUCUGGGUCAUUGCCGCUGUGGGAGUUAUUCUUAGACUGGAGUAUGACAGUAGGCAGAAAUAAUAUCGCUCGGAUAUUUGAGAACUCUCUCAAGGCACCGAAACAUGUUAGUCGAGUUAUGCAAGAGCGUUACAUCGAUUGGGUGCUUACUUCAUCUGGUAUAAAACAAGCAAGACACGUUUAUACGAGAUGGUUCAGUGAUCAGUCCCUACCCUUAUCGUUAAUAAAGAAAUGUGUUGAUCUGGAGAAAGCACAGUUAAAGCCGAGCAUACAGCACCUCAGGACACUGUAUGACGUGAUGAUCGAUCACUACGGAGACGCCUAUUCAGACUGUUGGAUUGAUUACAUUCACCUUGAGCUGACUCAUCCGGAAGGAAAGCUGGACAAAGCAGGUCGCCUUCACUGGAGUGCACUCAAACGACUCUCAGGGGUAGAGACGGAGGUUUUUGUCACCAAGUAUUCCUUGAUACAGGCAGGCAGACUUUAGACUUAUCAUUUGGUUCAGGGAUUUCAAUAUUUUAAAAUUGAAUGAUUGGAUAUUUUUUUACGAAUGAAUUACUUAUCAAUGCAACACGAUGCCUUCCUUAUACAUACCUUCUCUGGGAAAAUGACACGCAAUAUCUAUCUGAGUACUGUAUACCCGGGUUGCAUAGCGCUAGCUAAAUCAAAGUAAAAACGUCUGUAGGUCUACUAAAAUGUGUGGUAAUAAUAUCAUGGUGGAUAUGAUGGAAGAUUAAAAGUGUUUUACGUUG
Messenger RNA from Actinia tenebrosa (Australian red waratah sea anemone), 2065 nucleotides. Its product is annotated as U3 small nucleolar RNA-associated protein 6 homolog. Gene Ontology annotation, biological process: maturation of SSU-rRNA from tricistronic rRNA transcript (SSU-rRNA, 5.8S rRNA, LSU-rRNA). Gene Ontology annotation, cellular component: Pwp2p-containing subcomplex of 90S preribosome; small-subunit processome. The record is from RefSeq and is a predicted model, not a curated record. NCBI's taxonomy places the organism in Eukaryota, Metazoa, Cnidaria, Anthozoa, Actiniaria, Actiniidae. Gene Ontology annotation, molecular function: snoRNA binding; protein binding.